Bombus pyrosoma is the source of this 5184-nucleotide messenger RNA. RefSeq names its product putative inorganic phosphate cotransporter (gene Picot). The transcript has 8 exons. Gene Ontology annotation, molecular function: transmembrane transporter activity. Bases 1140 to 2570 code for a protein of 476 amino acids. Gene Ontology annotation, biological process: monoatomic anion transport; transmembrane transport. The record is from RefSeq and is a predicted model, not a curated record. Lineage: Eukaryota; Metazoa; Arthropoda; Insecta; Hymenoptera; Apidae.
GCAGGUCUCUCUGUCUCUCGCUUACGCGAACGCGCGCCAUCGUUGCAAUCGUUCGUUUCUCAGCUCCUUGCACUCUGUCGUUCGCCGAGAGAUGCCGGACGAAGAAAGAACUGAAAGAAUCUUCGGGCGAACGGUUAAAGGCAACUUUUUGAAAUCGGCAUGGAACUCGGUAGUCGCAUUCCGUGGCCGGCGCCAAAGAACGUCAAACGAUAAACAGCGAAGAGGCAAAGGUAACGCGCGGUCGCUGAUUCCCGGCAUCGUUGUUCAAUCGGCGAUUAAACGGAGACGGAGAUGGUUGGUGGGCGGCUGUCGCGUCGAAGCGUCACGUGCGUGGUUCGACCGCGCCUCUCCUCCCAUUCGCUAAUUCCAUGUUGCUUUACGUCGCAGCGAUAGCAAUAGCGUCCGCACGACUGCGGUGCAUGUCGACGAGCUGAAGUUAUUUCUACCGAGCACGAUCGACCACCACGUGCUCGAUGGAUGCCCGAUGAAUGCUAACUCGAUGCGUCCUUAGGGAAAAAUAACGAUCGCAAGCCGUACGUGAAAACGGUACAAUGAAAAUCCUUGAAAUCGCGAACCGUCUGACUAGCUCGAUCGAUUAUAGUGCCGCGGUUGUUUAACCCGCGCGACCACGGCAAUUCCUUGUCGGCAAAUUACACUCGACGAGCGACCGACGUGACAACAGACGAAACGUUCAAAGUUCAGACGGCUGUUACCGAAAACUAUUCCUAUUACGUACCACAUAUACACACGUACGAAGAAGCGUAUCGUAACGCGGAAGGGUGGGGAGCGCAAAAGCUUUGCGAUUCUCGCUCGUCGUCGACAAAUCAUCGCGAUAAUCAUCGCGAUUGCAUUCCGAAAAUAAAGCUUACAUCGUCGCUCUAUUAUUAAUUCGCGUGUUAUCUCGACAUCUCGUCGCAAAAACAACGCGGUAUAAAUAACCGAGGAAAUCGCGCCUUGCCAAACCGGAGAAAGGACCUGUGCAGCGGCGCGCUUUUCCGUCAACGACCGACCAACGCGUUACUCGAUUCUCCCCUCGACCUUGUCCCCUCGCGUGCUCGAAACUGUCGCGUCCUUGGCGUACCUCCGACCGUGGAUCGCGAACACGCCCGUUGGUGGGUUCGCGUCACAUAGUGACUUUGAUGCUGUUCCUCGGCAUGGCGAACGCCUACGUGAUGAGAACGAACAUGUCCGUGGCGAUCGUCGCAAUGAUCAAUCAUACCGCCAUCGUAAAUAAGGACGAAGUGGCCACGGUGAACGAGUGCGGGAUCGUUAAUUCCAGCAUCACGAGCGACCACGCUGGAAAGAGCAGCGACGGCCAGUUCGUAUGGGACAGCACUAAACAGGGCUAUUUGCUCAGCUCGUUCUUCUAUGGCUACGUCCUCACGCAAAUACCAUUCGGGAUACUUGCGAAGCGUUACGGAUCCAAAUACUUUCUUGGUGUCGGCAUGCUGAUCAAUUCGUUGUUUGGACUGCUCGUGCCUAUGUCGGCCCGUUUCGGCUACUAUUAUCUGAUGGGCGUUCGCUUCAUUCAAGGUCUAGGCGAGGGUCCCAUCGUGCCUUGCACGCACGCGAUGUUGGCCAAGUGGAUACCGCCGAAUGAGCGUAGCAGAAUGGGAGCGUUUGUAUAUGCCGGAGCGCAGUUUGGCACUGUCAUCUCGAUGCCAUUGAGCGGUAUCCUAUCCGAAUACGGUUUCGAUGGCGGUUGGCCGUCGAUUUUUUACGUGUUCGGUGCGGUCGGUACCUUGUGGUGCAUUGCCUUCCUGCUGAUGGUCUACGAGGACCCGGAAAGCCAUCCGCGUAUAUCCGAGGACGAGAAGAAGUACAUUCUGAGCGCUCUGUGGGGCAACGCCGGAGCUUCCUCCCCACCCGUACCAUGGAUAUCGAUCAUUACCUCGCUACCGUUCUGGGCUAUCCUGAUAGCGCACAUGGGCCAAAACUACGGAUACGAGACGUUGAUGACACUGCUGCCGACCUUCAUGAAACAGAUUCUACACUUUGACAUUAAAUCGAACGGCACCGUUUCCUCGCUUCCCUACUUGGCCAUGUGGAUAUUCUCGAUGCUGGUGUCUCACGUAGCCGACUGGAUGAUCUCUAGCGGAAAGUUUAAUCACGGAUCCACGCGGAAAAUCAUCAACAGCAUCGGCCAGCUGGGACCGGCGAUCGCUCUGAUUGUCGCUUCGUAUACCGGAUGCAAUUCCUGGUUGACAGUGACUAUUCUUACGAUCGGCGUAGGCUUGAACGGCGGUAUCUAUUCCGGAUUCAAAGUGAAUCAUUUGGAUAUCUCACCGAGAUUCGCCGGCGUUUUGAUGUCUUUCACCAACUGUUUGGCCAACCUGGCGGGCUUACUGGCACCCAUCACGGCCGGCUAUAUAAUCGUCUCACCGCCGACUCAGGCGAAAUGGAGGAUCGUGUUUAUGAUUUCGGCGGGCGUGUAUAUCGUGUGCGCCUUGUUCUACGCAAUAUUUAGCUCUGGACAACGACAGCCGUGGGACAAUCCGGACAAAGACGAGGACAAAAACGAGAAAGAAGGCUUGGAGACUGUGAAAACACUCACAGAAACGCACCAUUGACGAGCCAGCGUGCUAGUUGCUUUUUACUUUUAUUAUCGGGUCCUUCUUCCGCAUAUUUUUUGUACUUUGUUCUUCGUUCCUGCCACUUUGCCGUUCAACGCGACGGUGUCGCGACGUGGUUCGCAGUUGCUCGCCUUCUCCGCGUCUUCGCAUCUCGCGCCCUUGUACGACUCGACCGUCCAUCGUCGAACGUUCACGUUGUCGUUCGACGAGUGGCCAUUAACACACACGAAACACGGACAUCGGAAACGCUAGACGGAAAAGCAGAUGCGAGCAAGACGAUAGGAACGCGCGGGCAUAUAUUCCAAGAAAGAAGGAUAUUCAAAGAAACUGCAUAGUGAUUUGUCACAGCGGCAGUGGAUCGCCUGGACGAUUAGCUCUUUCCUCCGACGCGCGACGAGGAACCGUACAUUCGCUGUUUGUCCCUUGCUCGUGUGCCAAGUUAAAUAGCACGCAAACAUUUGUACAGCAAGUAAGUCGAAUCGAACGUCACAUUUCUAUAUCGAGUACAGACAAAGUAAAUUACGGAGAUAUAUGUAUGCUUGGAUACGUACGUACGUACGUGCGUGCGUGCGUGCGUGCGUGUACGAGAGAGAGAAAGAGGGAAAGAAAGAAUGAUAAGCGUGAAAAAAUAACGAGCGAGCGAAAGAUAGAAAAUGCAGAUAAUUUUACAUUUUUAUAGUAUUCAUUUUUACUUAACGGAGAUUACGUGCCUUAAGACCAAACAGUGUCGAAAUAAAGAUCAAAUCGAUGUAUUUUUCGAGGCGUUAAUUUUUACUGCGCGCUAAUAGCCAUAUUAUCGACCAACGAAAAUGAUCGAUUAAAACUUCCGUCCGAUUUCUGGAUGCACGGGCACAGGCGAAUCGCGCGUUUCUCUCUUUCUCGAUCGAAUAUUAAUCAGUGCUUGGCGCGACGCAACCCAGCACGCAAAUACGAUGGUGCGUUCGAGACGGUAACGCGUCCGAAUGCCGCUUCUACGAGUAAACGGACAAGUACUAUAACAGUAUUAAAGUUAAUAUCCUCGCGUUUCUCCCAUCUCUAUUUUCGUUCGUUACUUACCAUGCGUUAUCGCGAGCAACUGCCAUUUUAUAUUGCGCGAUUGAAACUGAUCGCGAGAAAUGCGAUAAAUCGCUUCCCGAUUUUGCAAACGUCCGGGAACCUUCAAACCGUCGCGUCGCAACUAAUAUAAUGCAAUACAACAGUGGUUUAUAAUAUAAAUAUUGUAAAUAUUUUUACGCGUAGGUUUUUAUCGAGUUGUAGACGUUAAACGAUUUGUUGCUCCUUCUUAUUUAUGCAACGUGUACAAAGCAGAAUGAAAGGAUAGGCAGAAAGUGAAAAAGACAGAGAACGAAAGAGAGCGAGCGUGAGAGAGAAAAAGUAGCCGUUAAGUAUGCUAAAAAGAAAAAAAAAGAAAACAUUCAAAGGAAUUAUAUCUUCGUAGCAGAAUGCAUUUUCUUUUUCUAAUUAUUAUUGUUAUUAUUAUUAUUAUUAUUAUUGUUGCUGUUUAUUGUUGGUAUUAUUAUUAUUAUUAUAAUUAUAAUUAGUAGUAGCAAUAGUAUCGUAAUUAUCGUCAUCGUCACUAAGAUGUAGUCGUGAGUGCAGAACUAUCGUAUGACACACCAACGCCAAAGAAACAUGUACGCCUUUGUUUCGUUUCUCUUCCUUUUUACCCCCGUACAUGCAGGCGUUGUUACGGGUGUAUACGACUAUAAUUUAUCGAACGACCGCUUCGUCGUAAUUCGUAUGAGCUUGGCCCGUUAUGUAGUACGCGCGACGACACUCGAACAGGUAUACACACGUACCCUCGCGUUCAAGCGGACGUUUACAAAAGCUCCUCUGCUCGGGACAUUCAGCCUCUGAGACGAUGUCGCUCCCGAGUGGAAAUUUUUUGAAAUUUCUAAUUACUUACCGUUCGUUAUCGCGUAUCUGUUUUUGCUCGACCGUCUCCGGAGCGAGCGUAUCGCCGAUACCUCUGAUCGCGUAAACAGGGAUCGCGGCGGAUCAGUCUGAAGUACCUGCGUUUUUCUGUGAUCGUCUACCUAAAAAUGUAUCUUCGACGACUUGCCCCAAGGUUACUACCUCGCUAAUUUCUUGGUAACCCGUAGACUAUCCAAAUCAUUGUUGUAGCGGAAAUAUGACCAACUGCCCGUAUGAAAUUUUGCGUACGCGAGGAUAUUGUUAAAUUACGGUCACGUAUUACACUCAACGCCUCGUACAAUUCGUACCUAUCUUUUUACGCUAGGCUAUCCGUAUAUGCCUAUAUGUAUAUACGCGCGCGUGUGCGUGUAUAUAUAUGCGUGUGUAUUUAUAUAUAUAUAUAUAUACACGCACGCAUACACAUAUAAAUUAUGUAACUAUGUAUACUCGUGGCUGCGUACACUUCGUGUGCGUGUAUGCACGACUUACCGACAAUCGCGAUAGAAAUUCUUGGAAACCAACUUUUUAUAAGGUCAAUUGUAAAACGAUCGAUAUUUUUAUACAAAUAUGUAUGGUCGUUGCGCGGCAAAAGCUGACGCAAUCUUUCUAGAUCGUACGCGAAAUAUCUUUAAUAUUACCGUAAUUGCAGAGCAUAUAAAGUGUACACACGGGUAAAUAAAAUAUCGCUCAACGAGUA